Messenger RNA from Toxoplasma gondii ME49, 1666 nucleotides. RefSeq lists its product as hypothetical. The transcript is spliced from 2 exons. The coding region runs from base 432 to 791 and encodes 119 amino acids. The record is from RefSeq and is a predicted model, not a curated record. Lineage: Eukaryota; Apicomplexa; Conoidasida; Eucoccidiorida; Sarcocystidae.
GAUUUCAAACGGUAAAAUGACAACAAAUGAGGAGACACAGCUCAGGGCGUUCACCGAUGGAGUCUCGCGUGAACGGGCAUAUUAAAUCGUGUGCUACUCGCACACCGCUGGGCAUAAUCGGUAUCUACCUACGCCGAAGUUUACACAGGUCCUUCAAAACUGUGGUUUGAUGCACCGCGACGAAAAGCUGAUGGAUUCGGCGACGCACGCCGUGCUUCGUUGUGCGGCGGCAACAUGGUACAUCCGAGACUAAAGUAACUAGUGUUCGGGUAUUGGCGGGCUCUAAAAAGAUUGUUGUCACUUGUUCUUUUUUGGAGACGCAUGCACCACUUAGACGGAACCUUCUGCUGCAUGAACAGUGCUGUUUCAGUUCACAGUCAACUCGAGUCUUUUUGUUGCACCAACCAGACUUGCACUAUCAAGAGUUCAUCAUGUGCGACGCGGAUAACUGCUGCUGUGGAGUUCCUCCACCAAGAAAUAGCCACGACUCUGUUAUGCUGCUUGCUGGAGGCAUAAUCAAUUUGGUCUUUCCCCUUGGGAUUGGCACUCUCAUUGCUGGCUGCGGAAUGAACAGCGGGCAUCUUCUCUGGACAGGCGUAUUUCAGUUGAUUUGUUCUCUGCUUAUUUUCGGAACAAUCUGGAGCUUCAUAUAUGGAAUCCUGAUGGUUGUGGUAUCCACUCAAGCUCCUAAGGAAGCGACAUCGCAGCAGGUAGCCGCAGUAGAAGUAUCCGCGCCAAUUUCAGCGGCACAUGCUGUGCACCCUCCUCCAGCCCCUCCUCUCGCUCCUUGAUCCAUCGCGAACCGGCGCACGCUGCGCCUGGAAAUGCUUCAUUUUCGUUAUGAGAAGCAGCAACAUGAUGCUCUAUUUUGACGACGUUGGUUUUCUGUUACCGUGUGCUGCCCGGCUGUAGAGAGAUUCGUCCAUGUGUUGAAGAGAGGUUUAUUGAGACCUCCGCUGAAGGAGGAUAGGCACUCUCUCGGAUUCUGUAUCCAUAAAGGUGCCUCGGCUCUGCUGGAGAUCCAGGCAAGUUCAUCGUUGUUUCGCUCCCUCUUCUAUUUCCAGGGGCUUGAGCACGACUCGCUUGCAAAACAAGCCUAUUCCUCGUAGCCGUGCUGCUGAGUGCAUGUGAUGCUGCCAUGAACUCUCGGGGGACACAUAAGAGAUGUGAUGCUAUGUUUAAAGCUGUUUCUCAAUCGUUUCUCGUGUCGCUAUUUGGUGCCACGUAGUGCGCAAACCCUGUCCUUUUGGACUUGGUUAGAAACACCCCCCGGCGACGUGUGCACUGGCUUGGCCGCGCCACGGCAGAACCACUUUAAUUGCCAAUGAAAGGCAAAGCAAAAGGUGGAAUGGCAUUCCUUUUCUUCCGUAGCAUGUAUUUUUGACCCGGGUGCCAUCGGAUAACGCCAAAUAUGAAUGUGCUUCAGGUCGUGAGCUGAGCCAAUCGGAAUGUUUUGUCACUUAGGUUUCACGUUUUUCUACGCAGGAUACAUGACAAGACUACGCGUGAGCAAGUUUCCAGGUUGAAAUUGAUCACGUAGGCUGGGCAAGCACGAUCUGAUGUAGGUGUACUUAUGUGCGGUGUACUCAGGCGUAGACUCAUUUAUGCCGAGUGCUGUGGAAACCAGGAAAACAAUAGAACAUGGACCUUUUAAAGAACGAUAUCC